This is a messenger RNA of Octodon degus (degu), 2406 nucleotides long. It is a transcript of the gene Kng1, whose product is annotated as kininogen 1. Gene Ontology annotation, cellular component: extracellular region; blood microparticle. The record is from RefSeq and is a predicted model, not a curated record. Gene Ontology annotation, molecular function: cysteine-type endopeptidase inhibitor activity. NCBI's taxonomy places the organism in Eukaryota, Metazoa, Chordata, Mammalia, Rodentia, Octodontidae. Gene Ontology annotation, biological process: negative regulation of endopeptidase activity; negative regulation of blood coagulation; positive regulation of cytosolic calcium ion concentration. The coding region runs from base 250 to 2196 and encodes 648 amino acids. The transcript has 10 exons.
CAGCUGCUUUCCAGAGGCAAAGGAUCAAGUCAACAAGCCCAGUGUUGUAACGUUCCAGCUCAAAGCCUGCCUAGGUAACUCAGCAGAGCCAUUUGCCCUUCUGGAAGAGCACAAAUCGCGUCUGGCAGCAGGAGUCUAACCAGGACGCAGAGAGGAGGCAAGAGGCUGGAGACCGUUACAGAUCAGCACCCACGUUGGUGCCUGAUUCUUGGCAAAGCCACCCCUCGGAGCCGAGGAGACCGUUAAGUCAUGAGGCUCGCUGCCAUCCUUUUCCUCUUGUGCUUCAGGCUGCUCGCAAGCCUGGCCCAGGAACCAGACUUCCAGGAAACUGGCUGUGAUGACAAGGAUGUGUUUGAGGCUGUGGAUGUCGCUCUGAAGAAGUACAACCAUGAGAGCCCCAGUGGCAACCAGUUUGUACUGGUCCGCACGACUGAGGUCACCAAGAUGAUUAACCUGGAUGUGUUUUAUUCUGUGAAGUAUGAAAUCAAGGAGGGUGACUGUCCCAUCCAAAGUGGCAAGACCUGGCAGGAUUGUGACUACAGGGACGCCGAGGAAGCUGCCACUGGAGAAUGCACAGCAACGGUGCGGAAGAGGAAGAAUAACAGAUUCUCUGUGGCCGCCCAGACCUGCCAUGUUACUCCAGCGAGGGGCCCUGUGGUGACCACGGAGUACGCCUGCUUGGGCUGCAUGCACCCCAUCUCCCCCGAGAGCCAGGAGCUGGAGCCCAUCCUGACACACGCCAUCCAACACUUCAACAACGACACCAAGCACGCCUACCUCUUCACUGUCGGGGAGGUGAAAAGAGCCCAGAGACAGGUGGUGAAUGGAUGGAACUACGACAUCACCUACUCGGUUAUCCAAACUAAUUGUUCCAAGGAAAAGUUUCAGCUCUUAAGUCCAGAGUGCAAGUCCCUUCCAAACGGCGACACCGGAGAAUGCGUAGGCAACGCCCUCGUGGGUGCGCAGCAGAGCCUGAGCUCCUUCUCACAGAACUGCCAGCUCUACCCAGGGCUGGAUGUGGUGGAGCCGCCCGUCCAGGUGUGCCUUGGCUGCCCCAGUCACCUACCUGUGGACAGCCCUGAGCUGCAGGACUUGCUGGUUCACUCCAUGAAGAAGCUGAAUGCAGAGAACAAUGAAACUUUCUAUUUCAAGAUUGAAGCCGUGAAAAAAGCAACAGUACAGAUCGUGGCUGGGAAGAGAUUUUCUAUCGAGUUCACGGCGAGCGAAACCACAUGUUCCAAAGAAAGCAACGAGGAAUUAACCGAAAGCUGCGAGACCAAAAGUCCUGGGCAACGUCUAACUUGCAAUGCCGAUGUCUAUGUGAUACCUUGGGAGAGAAAAAUCUACCCUACGGUCAACUGUGAGAAGCUUGGAACGAUGACACUGAUGCGAAGGCCUCCGGGUUUUUCACCUUUCCGAGCAGCACAAAUAGAGAGGACAGAAGAAACAACUGUAAGUGCACCCUACACUUCCAUGGCAGCUGUACAAGAUGAAGAGCAGGAUCCAGAAAGAGAACAAGAGCCUGCUCCUGGGCAUGGCAGGGGCCAUCAAAGGCAAACAAAACAUGGGCUUGGCCAUGGCCAUAAAUAUAAGCAUGGCCUAGGCCAUGGACCUCCAAAGCAACAUGGCCUUGGCCAUGGUCACCAGCAGCAACAUGGUCUUGGUCAUGGAUAUCAGCCUGAACUUGACUCUAACCUUAAACAUCAAAGAGGGCAUGGCCCUGACCAUGGACAUAACGAUAAGCAUAAGCAUGGUCUUGGCCAUGGUCCUGGAAAGCAUAAAAAUAAAACCAAAAGCAAUGGAAAGCACAGUGACUGGAGAACAGAGCACUCGGCAAGCUCUGCACAAGAUAGUGCUACAUCCUCUCCGCACAUAGAAGAGAAGACAGAAGGGCCGACUCCCCCUCCUAUCCUAGCCCGACCAGGGGUAGCAGUUACCGUUUCUGGAUUUCAGGACUCAGAUCUCACUGCAACUGUGAUGCCCACCACGCCACCAGCUCCCACAGAGAACGAGGAUGACUGGAUCCCAGAUAUCGUGAUAGAACCUGAUAGCCUUUCCUUCAAAGUGAUACCUGAUUUUCCAGAAACAGCCUCCCCCAAAUGUCCUGGACGUCCCUGGAAGCCAGAUGAUAGAAAGUCUCCCAUCUUGCAAAUGAUUGAAUUUCAUGAUUUUGAUCUCUUGGAUGCUCUUGAUUAACUUACAUGGCCAUGGUAUUUUUCUAACAUUUCAUCAUCCCUUUCCUCAUUGUCUAAACAUAACUAUCCUGACAUAUGGCAGCAAAAGCCACGAAGCUUCAAACAGCCUAGAGAGAAGUGGUGAGAUGCCCAAUAGGGAAGCCCUAAAUCUGUCUGUCUGUAUGGGUUUUUUUUUUUUAAUGUUUUUGACAUAGGAUCUCACUACAUACUU